AUGUCACACCUUCUCAGCAUCCACCUCGAGCAGAUAGCCCUCUCUUGCCAGGGCAUCGAAUCGCUCCCCCCGACCCCGCCGCCGCCGCCGCGUCAACAUUCCACCCCCAAGACCGCCGCAAGACCGUCUUUCGCCGUCUCGUCGGGCGAGGUCACGACGGGCGGCGGACCGACGGGUCGCCCGGCGCGGCGCAACACGGCCGUUGCGGCCGUGCUGGGCGGAGACCUCCACGCGCAGCUGGCGCGGCGCCGGGCGGGCGACGACGUUGACGUCGAGGUCCUGCUACGGGGCGCCGAGAAGCUGUGCGGCGUGUACGCACUGCCUGGGGCCGAGGCGCGGAUCGCGGCGCUGCGGGGGCGGUGGGGGCGGAACGCCAACACGGCUGCGUACUACGAGGCCCGGGUCGCCGAGCAGACGGCGAGUAUGGAGCGCACCAAGGGCCAGUGGGGUUACGAGGACGAGGAGGACGAGGAGCAGGACGAGGAGGAGGAUGGCGGCGCGCAUGACGGGCAUGUCAUGACGGAGGAGGAUCUGCGGGCGGAGGAGGAGGAGGUGCGGGAGCUCGAGCGGAAGAAGAGGGAGCUCCAGGCGCGGCUGAGGGCCAUGGACAAGGAUCUCGGAGGGCUGCUUCACAUGUGA
Verticillium alfalfae VaMs.102 is the source of this 639-nucleotide messenger RNA. RefSeq lists its product as hypothetical. The record is from RefSeq and is a predicted model, not a curated record. Gene Ontology annotation, cellular component: DASH complex; spindle microtubule. Lineage: Eukaryota; Fungi; Ascomycota; Sordariomycetes; Glomerellales; Plectosphaerellaceae. The transcript is spliced from 2 exons. Gene Ontology annotation, biological process: attachment of spindle microtubules to kinetochore. Bases 1 to 639 code for a protein of 212 amino acids.